Messenger RNA from Puccinia triticina, 1107 nucleotides. RefSeq lists its product as uncharacterized. Lineage: Eukaryota; Fungi; Basidiomycota; Pucciniomycetes; Pucciniales; Pucciniaceae. The transcript is spliced from 6 exons. Bases 1 to 1107 code for a protein of 368 amino acids. The record is from RefSeq and is a predicted model, not a curated record.
AUGCCAAGCGAAGACUCAGGGCCGUCACGCUCGCACACUUAUCGUGGACGGAGCCGAAGUCCUGGUCACGGAAGGAGCAGCGGACCGGGAGAUAGACGAAGCCCAAAUCGCGGCGAACGUGACAGACACCGCGAAGGCGUCCGAAGGAGCCGUAGCCGCGAUCGAAGACCGAGCCAAAGGCAUGAGGACAGGGAUCGCAGAAGAGGCUCCCGAGAUCGAGAAACUGUCUGCAGUGAUAAACGAGAACGUGAUCGAUACGCUGGAAGGCACGACUCGCCCUCCCGAUCCUCAACUCGAGGCCGGCGUCAUUCCAUAAGCUCAUCCUCAUCCUCAUCUUCGUCGUCUGUUUCUUCAGAAAAAGAACGCUCCAAAGAACGCAAACAUUCAAAAAAAGCAAAAAGCAAAAGGGAGUCAUCGACAUCGAGCGAUGACCGUCAUGAGUCGCAUAAACAUUCCAGCAAGUCUAAAAGCAAACGACCUCAUAAGAGCCGGCACCGAAGUCCAGGUGACGAUAGCUCGGAUGAACAUGCUCGUAAGAAACAGGCCCGGGCCGAAAAGAAAGAACGAAAGCGAAGAAAACGAGAAAAAAAAGAAAAAGAGAAGCAGAAAAGGCAAAAGAAGGAACAAUCCUCAAAACACAAAUCCGCCAUCAGUGAAUAUGGUAAGUACGGAAUCAUCACUGAAGCUGAUAUGUUUACCAAGGAUCAAGAGUUCAGAGCCUGGAUGGUAGAAGAAAAGAUGCUGAAUCCCGAAACGGUUUCUCAGAUCAAAAUGAAAGAGCUUUUUAAGGUAUAUAUGGAGGACUUUAAUACAGCUACAUUACCGCAUGAAAAGUUUUAUGCACUAGAAAAAUAUGAAGCGAGGAUGAAUGCGAUUCGUUCUGGCAACAUGACUACCCAGAGUGACACCUAUGAUCCUCGCGCCGACGAAGCCGCUCUGGCUGCACAGCACAAGCGUGUGGCCAAGACUGACGGAGAAGUGUAUAUUGGUAGAGCACAGCUUGAGCAGCUCAGGCGAAUUGAAAGGGAGAGAGUCGAAGCAUCUCGAAUGAAGAGAAUGGGAAUGGAGGUUAAGGAGAGUAUGGGUGUGCGCUAUGAAGCUGAUUAG